Molecule: messenger RNA, 1776 nt
Organism: Besnoitia besnoiti
Lineage: Eukaryota; Apicomplexa; Conoidasida; Eucoccidiorida; Sarcocystidae
Exons: 11
Coding region: 1-1776 (591 amino acids)
Biological process (GO): actin filament depolymerization; barbed-end actin filament capping
Cellular component (GO): actin filament; cytoplasm
Molecular function (GO): actin monomer binding; actin filament binding
Source: RefSeq, a predicted model, not a curated record
AUGUCUGCGCCUCCAGCUGAUCAGGACGAGCAGUCCGCGUCGCCUCCGAUGCUGGUGGGGGAGACUCCUCCGCCCGCGGCGCCUGCUCAAGCGAAAGCGCGACCGAAGCCUCGCCCUGCGCGGCCGUCGGUUGUCGCUUUCGCAGAGCCGCGCGACUCCACCGCCGCGGCGCCAGCCGCUUCGUCGACCCCCCCUGGAAGCUUCAGCUCCGCUUCUCUCUCUUCCGCCUCUUCUUCCGCCUCUUCUCCUUCGCCUCCAGGGGGGGUCGGGGGCGUGCACGACGCCGACUUCUUUCCCAAGCGGAGAGAAGACGCCAAGGGCACGGUCUUCUGCUCACCCGGUGCUGAAGACGAAGAUGACAAGCCAGCCAUGAAUGGAGGAGCCGCGAAGGAUGAAGGGCGCGCAAAAGCCGCGAGCAGGGGCCCGCGUGUGACGCUUGACAGCGCCCUCGAAGAGCGCAUGAUGACUCUGGUCAAUGUAGCCGGCGCGGAGGAGCUCCUCGCCAUUUCUCUCGAUGAAACGUCGUGCACCCUUUCUCUGGCGGAGACGGCUCCCUUCGGCGGAGAUUCGCUGCGCGCCCGGUUUCAGCGCCUCAGCGCGCUCGUCUCUCCUGACGCGCCUCGCAUUUUCCUCCUUCGUCUCGACUUUGUUUCGAAUUCCCCCGACUGGGUGGUGAUUUCGUGGACGCCGGCUGGCGUCUGUUCCCCGGCUCGCCGCACGCUGGUGGACUACGCGGCGUGGUCACUCCGCAUUUCUCUCCGUUUCCCGCGCCCCGUGAAAGAGUACUACGCAAGCGAGCCGGAGCAUCUCACGCUUGAGGCGUUUCGGCGCGCUGAAAACCAGCGACGGCAGAUGGAGGCGCGCAUGGCCCUGGUCGCGAGACCGUUCUCGAGCCAAGAAGAUGCGCGGGCGUGUCGCUUUUUUCGCGUGACCCGCAGCCCCUGUUUCCGCAACGGGCGCGUCUCUUCGUCUUCGUAUCAUGAGAAAAACUCUCCAUCUCCUCCAGUCUGUGCGUUGUAUUUCUUGUCACCCAUGCAGGCGGCUGCGCGCCCGCGCCUGCCGAGAUCCGUUUCGGCUCGUCGUCCGCCACCCCACCAGGCCAAGGCGAUGCCAGACGUGCCUAUGGAUGUUGAUGGUAAUUUCAGCGAGCAAGUGGAAGAGUUUCGCAGCGGCGAAGUCGCCUGCCUCGAGGUGCUGAUUGAAGACGAGGACACCACUCCUGUGGCGCUGCCCUGCAUUUACGAGACUCCAGAGCUGCUGCAGGAGCACGUCACUGACGGCCGCCCGCGGUACUUCCUGCUUCGCCACCAGGGCAUUACAGCGUUUAUCUUUUACUGCCCGGAGGGCGAAAGCCGUCGAGAGCGCGUGCUGUACGCAGCGUGCAAGCAACGCGUGCUGAACCAGUUUCUUCAGUUUGGCAUUCCCAUUUCGCAGCGCUACGACGUGCGCUCUCCGGCAGAAAUUUCCAAGAUCCUCGAUCGGGACGGGGGCGACGAGGGCCGCGGAAAUUCGCCGUAUGGAGGGGGGUCGGACUCUUCCGCGGAUGGGGGGCCUCAGCCGGGCGCCGACGCACGAGAAAAAGCGGAAAAAAUAUCAAAAGAAAACGCCCUGGUGCUCCUUCCGAUGCUCCCCGCGAAGCCGCCGCCGCCAGGUGACAGCUGGAUGCAGACAGACGUCCUCUCGAAGGCAGAAGACUCCCUCGAGGCCUGGCGCCGAAGGGCAGGGCUCCUGAUAGGAAGAAAAGCCUUUGACGACAGUACGGACGAGGACGACUGA